UAAGAAGGGGGGGGUGGCCUCCAGUGUCAGAUGCUACCAGGAAGGCAGCUGAGGUGAACCCAGACGUGUUUGCAGGCUGGUCCCGUCUCUGUGGACCCGGAGGCCAGACUGGAGUGGGCCAAGGGUGAGCAGAAACUUGUUUCGUCCCAAAAUGGCCUCUCCCUUUUAUCGACUUUUCCUGGUUGUCAGCGUCUGUGCUCCGGUCUACUGUGUGCCCCCAUCCAGUGGUCCCUGCCCUUCCCCCACAAGGAACAGCGCUACCCCCUGGGUAUCUUCCAGCAACACCAACUUUGCCUUCCGCCUCUACCGGAGGCUGGUUUUGAAGACUCCGGAUCAGAACGUCUUCUUCUCCCCGCUGAGUAUCUCCGCUUCCUUGGCCACGCUCUCCCUCGGGGCCCGCUCAGCCACCAAGACCCAGAUCCUCCAAGGCCUGGGGUUCAACCUCACACGUGAGCCAGAGUCCGUCAUCCACCGGGCCUUCCAGCAUCUGCUCCACUCACUCAAUGUCCCCAGCAAAGGCCUAGACUUGAGGAUGGGAAGCGUCCUCUUCAUCAAAAAGGAGCUGCGCCUACAGACAAAUUUCUUGGACAACGUCAAGAGGCUGUAUGAUUCGAAGGUCUUUUCUACAGAUUUCUCCAGCACCUCCACCGCCCGGAAGAGAAUCAACAGCUAUGUGGAGAAGGAGACCAAAGGGAAGGUUGUAGACUUAAUCCAAGACCUUGACCCUCUGACGGCCAUGGUCCUGGUGAACCCCGUUUUCUUUAAAGCCAAGUGUGAGAAGCCCUUUCACCCUGGAUAUACAAGAAAGAGCUCUCCGUUCCUGGUGGGCCAGGGGGCCACUGUGAAGGUCCCAAUGAUGCACCAGGUGGAACAAUUUGCUUUUGGGGUGGAUCCGGAGCUGAACUGCUCUGUACUACAGAUGGACUACAGUGGCAACACCGUGGCCUUCUUUGUCCUCCCUGGCCAGGGCAAGAUGAAGCAGCUGGAACAGGCCUUGUCAGCCAGGACACUGAGGCGAUGGAGCCUCUUACUCCAGAAGAGGUGGAUAGAGGUGUUCAUUCCGAAAUUUUCCAUUUCUGCCUCCUAUGACCUGGAAACCAUCCUCCCGAAGAUGGGCAUCUGGGAUGCCUUUAAUAAUAAUGCUGAUUUUUCUGGAAUCACAAAGACAGACUUCCUGCAGCUUUCCAAAGUUGCCCACAAGGCUGUGCUGGACGUCAGCGAGGAGGGGACCGAGGCCGCAGCAGCCACCGCCACCAAGCUCAUAGUCCGGUCAAAGGACAGCCCCUCUUACACCGUCAUCCGCUUCAAUAGGUCUUUCCUGCUGCUGCUGAUAAACAAAGCCACAGAGGCCAUUCUCUUCCUAGGGAAAGUUGAAAAUCCAACUAAAUCCUAGGUGGAACUAUCCUGCUGGCUGAGUACAGGUUGAAAAUGUCCAGGAAAUAAACCACGUUGUAUGAUGCUCCCGGUGUGACUUUAGGACGUGUCCCCUCCCGCUCUGAGGGUCCAUUUGACCCUGGCAGAGAUGCAUUUUCUUCUGGGAUGCCGCUUUUAAGGCUCAGCCAUCAGAUCCGCAGAGAUUGGGGUCUCAAACCAAAGCUUAAGACCCAAUCAGUGCUCUACAAAUCCCGCCAAGUAACUAGCUUCAUGGAUGUUUCUGGUUGGCAUAUUCCCAUUCCUCGGAGCCCCUGGGCAUGGCAAUAUGCAGGUCAGUCACCUUUGUUGAAAAAUUAAAGUAAUAAACUCAA
Leopardus geoffroyi (Geoffroy's cat) is the source of this 1745-nucleotide messenger RNA. It is a transcript of the gene SERPINA9, whose product is annotated as serpin family A member 9. The record is from RefSeq and is a predicted model, not a curated record. The transcript has 5 exons. NCBI's taxonomy places the organism in Eukaryota, Metazoa, Chordata, Mammalia, Carnivora, Felidae. Gene Ontology annotation, molecular function: serine-type endopeptidase inhibitor activity. Bases 152 to 1393 code for a protein of 413 amino acids. Gene Ontology annotation, biological process: negative regulation of endopeptidase activity.